AUGAGGGAUUCUCAACACGAAAACUACAAAAUAAGUUCCCGACGUUGCAUUAUCUUUAUUUCAUUACAACUUUAUGACCAUCAUUUCAUCAUCUGUGGUCCAGCUUUUAAAAAUCUGUCCACAUCUGCAUCACCCCACCUGCAGCAGGUCAGAAAGCGCGUCUUCUGCUUGCCGGCAAGACGUGGUGCGCGCUUCCAAAAGCCAGUGCAGCCUCGGCCGGGCCGCCAACAUGUUCGCGACUACUUCCAAGAGCGACUCGGCGCGAUGACAGCGAGCAACUCCUCAUGGACGGCGUCCGCAGCCGCCGCGGCGCUCCGGCGUCGCCUCGACAUGAGUACUGAGUACUUUCUGGUACCGUCUUCACCUUCCGUCACCUCCAACACCCCUACGGCGACGCCAUCCACCGUCAUCACGAAGGCCGCCUUGCAGGGCUUCUUCCGUCAAGAGGUCUGGGUCAUACCAGUGCUGGCUCUUUCCGCUAUCACCAUGCUGCUUAUCGCCGGGUUCGAAGUGUUUGUGCUGUGUAAAGCCUGGAAGACCACCCCUAGUAGAAGACAUUUAUUCUUAGGACAGAUGCUGCUGUUGGGACUGUUCUGCAGCUCAGCCCUUGCUGCGACAAUUGCUGCAACGCCUACGCAACUUACUUGCGCUAUAGUGCGAUUCGGUACUGGAGUAUCAUACACGAUAAUCUUCGCUUCACUGUUGGUUAAGUGCGUUUUCCUGAUAAGCCUUAAUGGAGGUGUAUACCUACCUGCACCCUACCAAGGGCUACUUCUCCUUUUCGCAAUCCUCAUUCAAGUGGCCAUAGGAGUGCAGUGGUUAGUUACCAGCCCACCGUUAGUAGAUAUACUGACAGUAGACAAUCUUUCUCCCAAACACCGUCUACUAGUCACCGCAGAAGAUAUCUCCAAACCAAGUGUGAUACCGCUGUGUCGCACCCCUUACGUAGACUUCCUCUUAUCCUUGAUCUACGUAGUGUUUCUGAUCUCAUUCGUAACCGUGCUAGCUGUAAAAUCCCGAGGGAUCAGAGACAAUUACCGGGAGGCGACCUUCAUAGGACUGUCGGUUGGUUGUUGCAUCCCUACGUGGUUGGUUUGGACAGUCAGUGGCCUCAUAGUGCACGAAAGACAUCGAGACGCAUGUAUAGCCUUCGGACUUAUAGUGUGUUCGAUACUAGUGUUUUUAAUAAUGUUCAUGCCCAAAGGGAGACAGUUGGCGGCAAUGGGCAAAGAAGGAGUGUAUGUUGAGGACAGGGAGGAUAGAUUCAGUACCCUCAGUAGGGCUGCAUCGGGAUAUUCGCCAUCCUUCUUUCAUUUCAAGCCCAUUAAAUAUGGAUUGACACAUGGAACAUUGAACCAUAAACAUCCUCUGAAUGUUGCAGCAAUACCAGGAGGUUCUGCUGCUUGGCAUCGUUGCAUUGUUAGAUAUUACUAA
Acanthoscelides obtectus is the source of this 1434-nucleotide messenger RNA. The record is from the annotation of a GenBank genome assembly. NCBI's taxonomy places the organism in Eukaryota, Metazoa, Arthropoda, Insecta, Coleoptera, Chrysomelidae.